AUGGGGUGCAACACUCUCUGUCUCACACUGUUAGCCUUGUUCUCUACCUCCUACUGCCAACUACCAUGCACACUUAUUACCCCCAAUGUGUUGCGUGUGGAGAGCGAGGAGACCUUCGUGUUGGAUGCUCAAGGACACAACGUUGCCUUUGAUGCUGAUAUUUUGAUCCAGGAUUUUCCUCACAAGAAACUCACUCUUGCCCAGUCCAAAGUCUCUCUAAACAGUGGAAAUGGUUUCCUUGGGGUUGUACAAGCAACGGUUCCCUCUAGGGAAUUAUUGAAAGACCCCAAAAACAAACAAUAUGUGUAUAUUACUGUGAGAUCAAGCGCAUGUCAGCUGGAGAAGGUUGUCCUGUUGUCAUUUCACAGUGGAUACAUCUUUGUACAGACUGACAAGACCAUAUACACCCCAGGAUCUUUAGUUCUUUAUCGUAUUUACACUAUGAACUACAAACUGCAGCCUGUAUCCAAAGUUGUAAUCCUGGAAUUUCUGACUCCUGAUGGGAUCAUUGUGAAGAGAGAUUCAGUGUUCCAAGACAGCGCAUCUGGCAUUGUCUCUAAAUCUUACAAUCUGCCUGAUCUUGUGAGCUUGGGGACAUGGACCAUCUCUGCAAAGUAUGAAGAUUCUCCGCAGCAGAAUUACUCCACCAGUUUUGAAAUUAAAGAAUAUGUAUUACCUAGCUUUGAAGUUGAAUUGAAGACAUUUCAGAACUUUCUUUACAUUGACACUGAUGAGUUUUCUGUGGACAUUAAGGCUAGAUAUCUAUAUGGGAAACCCGUGGAAGGGAAGGCAUUUGUGCUGUUUGGGGUAAAAAAGGAUAAUAUAAAAACAAGCAUUCCAGAAUCUCUGACAAGGGUCGAGAUUUCAGAAGGUACAGGAAGUGCAACACUCAAGCGAGCAGACCUUGUGAGACUUUUCAAUAACCCUGAAGAUAUGCUGGAAUACACAUUGUAUGUUACGGCUACAGUCAUUACUGACUCAGGAAGCGACAUGGUGGAGACUGAGCUGGAAAAUAUUUUUAUUGUGUCUUCUCCUUACAAAAUUGAUUUCACUAAAGCAUCAAAAUACUUCAAACCUGGAAUGCCUUUUGACCUGACGGUGUUUGUCACAAACCCUGAUGGCUCUCCCGCAAAUCGUGUUCCAGUGGUGGCUCAACCAGGAAAUGUGGCAGGAACAACACAGAUUGAUGGAACUACGAAGUUGACACUGAACACAGGCUCAAAUAUGGCAUCUUUGCCAAUAACAGUGAAAACUACACAUCCAGCUUUACAUUCUGGACACCAGGCAUCUGCAUCCUUGACAGUUAUGCCCUACAGACCAUUAGGUGGGGGCGGAAAUUACCUGCACAUCAGUAUUGCUGGAUCACAGAUGAAACCUGGUGAAAAUGUCGCUGUGAACUUUAAUAUCCGAAAUGCUGAUCAAUCUGUUCAAAAUCAGAUCAAGAGCUUCGCUUACCUGAUCCUGAGCAAGGGAAGAAUUAUUAAAGUGGGUAGACAAGAGCGGUUCCUUGGGCAAGCACUUGUCACAAUGUCACUGACUGUUACUGAAGAGUUCAUACCGUCUUUUCGUAUUGUCGCAUAUUAUACAGUGGUCACAUCAGCUGGGCGUGAAAUUGUGUCUGACUCACUCUGGGUGGAUAUGAUUGAUACCUGUAUGGGAACGACACAGCUGGAGUUUCUUAAUGACAGAGGAAAUAAAGUGUAUCAACCUGGGACCUCCCUGAGAUUGAAGAUGAGGGCAGACCACAAGGCCUAUGUGGGAUUGGUGGCUGUUGAUAAAGGUGUCUAUGUGCUGAACAAGAAACAUAAGAUCUCACAAAAGAAGGUGUGGGAUUCUGUGGAGAAAACUGACAUUGGCUGCACUGCAGGAGGUGGUGCUGAUGGUGCAGGAGUAUUUUAUGAUGCCGGUCUGGCAGUACACACAAACUUCAGGAUAACAACUGCACAAAGAUCAGAACCAACCUGCCCAGUCCGUGCCCAGCGCAGACGCCGCUCUGUGGAGCUGAUUGAAAUAAAGGCCACAAAAGCAUCACACUACCAGGGAAACGUGAGAAAGUGCUGUUUGGACGGCAUGCAGGAGAAUCCCAUGGGUCACAGCUGUGAGCAGCGCUCCCGCUACAUCCUUGAUGGGAAAGAGUGUGCGGCUGCUUUUCUCGACUGCUGCAAAUACAUUAAGAAAAAGAGAGAAGAUGAUGCAAGGCUAAAAGAACACGAUUUGCUGGGAAGAAGUGACGAGGACAGUGAAUAUAUGGAUGAUGCUGAUAUUGUGUCCAGAACGGAGUUUCCUGAGAGCUGGUUUUGGAAAGUGGAGUAUAUGGCGGAAUUACCAGAUUCUAACGGCAUUUCUACUAAGGCGCUUAACGUUUUCUUGAAAGAUUCAAUCACUACGUGGGAGAUUCUGGCAGUUAGUUUGUCUCCGAAUAAAGGUAUCUGUGUGGCUGACCCCUUUGAGAUUCAAGUAAUGAAGGAUUUCUUUAUUGACCUGAAACUUCCAUAUUCUGUGGUCAGAAAUGAGCAGGUGGAGAUCCGGGCUAUUCUAUUUAACUACGCAGAUAGGAACAUUAAGGUACGAGUGGAACUCACUUACAAUCCACUGUUCUGCAGUUUGUCCACAGUCAAAAAGAAGUUCCGUCAGGAGAUAAACAUUAGAUCUCAGUCUUCAGUGGCUGUACCUAUCAUUAUUGUGCCUCUUGAGCUAGGUCUGCAUGAUAUAGAAGUGAAGGCAGCUGUUUCUGGAACAUUUGUGUCAGAUGGUAUCCGAAAGAAGCUGAAAGUUGUGCCAGAAGGAAUGCGUUUGACACACACUGUGAAGUCUGUGACUCUUGAACCAGAAGUAAAAGGAAAAGAUGGGGUGCAAGAAGAAAACGUUCCACCACUUGACUCCAACAACAUUGUUCCCCGGUCAGAUAUUGACACAAUUAUCACUAUUCAAGGGACCCCAAUUAGUAGAUUGGUGGAAGAUGCCAUUGAUGGCUCUAAUCUGAAUCACCUGAUUGUGGUACCACAAGGCUGUGGAGAGCAGAACAUGAUCACUAUGACACCCAGUGUAAUAGCAACUCAUUACCUGGACAGCACUGGGCAGUGGGAGCGAAUAGGAGUAAACCGUAGAGAAGAAGCUCUUAAUAAUAUCAAGACCGGUUAUAUCCGACAAAUGGUUUAUCGUAAAACAGACAACUCUUAUGCAGCCUUUCAGUCAACACCAUCCAGCACAUGGCUUACUGCAUAUGUUGCUAAGGUGUUUGCAAUGGCUCAGCCCCUGAUGGACAUUGACAGCGCUGUGUUGUGUGGCGCCAUCAAGUGGCUUAUACUGGAGAAACAGAAGCCAGAUGGGCUUUUUGCAGAAGAGGCACCUGUUAUACAUCAAGAGAUGAUGGGUGGAAUCCGUAACUCUAAAGAACCUGAUGCUGCCCUUACAGCUUUUGUGCUCAUUGCUAUGCUAGAAAGUCAAAAAACUUGCUCUGGACAUUUCAAUAAUCUUUUAAGCAGCAUUGACAGGGCAUCAAACUUCCUCCUGGGCCAGUACUCAUCCCUCAGCAAGCCAUAUUCCAUCGCUAUAACCUCAUAUGCACUUGCUAUGGCUGGGAAACUGCAGGACACUAAUUUACUGAUGUCGGUGGCUAAAGAUAACACUCAUUGGCCUGAGGACUCCCGAUUUAUCUCACUGGAGGCGACAUCUUACGCCCUCCUUGCCCUCCUGCGCAUGAAGCAAUAUGAGGCGACAGGUCCCAUUGUGCGCUGGCUCACUGAGUCCCGAUUUUAUGGAGAUGUUUGGGGAUCCACCCAAGCUACCAUUGUGAUGUUCCAAGCACUGGCCCAGUAUCAGAUAGAUAUCCCAAGUACUAAUGAGAUAGACAUGGAUGUCUCCCUCCACCUUCCUGAGAGACAGCAGCCUGUAGCAUACCGUAUCAAUCUUGCAAAUGCCAUGUUGGCACGUUCUGCUGAGACUAAAGCAAAUAAAGGCUUUGUGGUGAAGGCGAAAGGAAAAGGACAAGGCAUUUUGACGGUGACCACUGUGUAUCAUGCACUUAUGACAGAGAAGGAAAGAAAGUGUAAUAACUUUGAGCUUACUGUGGAAGUGAAAGAAGAAAUUAAUGAUCGUAGGGCACCAGAAGGCACAAAAUCAACAGUGUCUAUUACAGUUUGCUUCAAGCACCUUAAACCGGUUGAUGCGACCAUGUCUAUCAUUGAUAUAACCAUGAUGACUGGUUUCUCUCCUGAUGUUGAGGAACUUAAAAAGCUGACAAAUGGUGUGGACAAAUACAUUUCCAAAUUUGAGAUCAACAAAGGAGCAUCAGAGAAGGGCACCUUAAUUAUCUACUUAGAUAAGAUUUCUCAUACAGAGACCGAAUGUCUGAAGGUUUAUGCUCACCAGUUUUUUCCAGUGGGUCUUAUCCAGCCUGCAGCUGUCACAGUGUAUGACUAUUACAGUCCAGAAAACCGAUGCACUACAUUUUAUCACGUGGAGAAAGGCAGCUCGCUUCUGGGCAAGAUAUGCAAGGAUGAUGUGUGCAGAUGUGCAGAAGAGAACUGUUUCAUGCAGCAACAGAUAGACGAUGACAUCACUGCAGAACUGCGAUUAGAAAAUGCGUGCCAACCUGGUGUGGAUUAUGUAUACAAAGCUACAGUCACUGUGAUAGACCUCAGGGAUGACUAUGAUACAUAUGUAAUGAAGAUUGAGGACGUUAUUAAAGAAGGUACUGAUGAGAACCCUCGGGGUAAUACACGUAAUUUUAUAAGUCAUGCAAAAUGCCGGAAGUCCUUGAAAUUGGAGGUUGGUCAAAGUUAUUUGAUAUGGGGCACAACCACAGAUCUUUGGGUACAGCCAUCUAGCUACUCCUACAUCAUUGGUAAAGAGACAUGGAUUGAGCGGUGGCCAAAUGAGAAAGAAUGUCAGACUGCUGAGUACCAACAGGCUUGUGAGGACAUUACAGUUGUAGCUGAAAACCUAGAGCUUGGGGGCUGUCCUAACUGA
Messenger RNA from Bombina bombina (fire-bellied toad), 4971 nucleotides. RefSeq names its product A.superbus venom factor 1-like. Gene Ontology annotation, cellular component: extracellular region. The record is from RefSeq and is a predicted model, not a curated record. Gene Ontology annotation, molecular function: protein binding; endopeptidase inhibitor activity. The coding region runs from base 1 to 4971 and encodes 1656 amino acids. Lineage: Eukaryota; Metazoa; Chordata; Amphibia; Anura; Bombinatoridae. The transcript is spliced from 41 exons.